AUGGACCAGUUGAAGCCAAGCCCUGCGAAUCUCUGCCCUCUCACUCCCCUCACUCUCCUCGAAAGAGCGGCGGUUGUCAACGGCGACUGCCCAUCCAUCAUCUACACCGCCACCACUACCACCACCACCUACACUUGGUCCCAAACUCACCGUCGAUGCCUCCAGCUGGCCUCCUCCAUCUCCUCCCUCGUCAAGCGCUCCCAGGUGGUCUCCGUGGUGGCCCCCAACACCCCAGCCAUGUACGAGCUUCACUUUGCGGUCCCCAUGUCCGGGGCCAUCCUCAACAACAUCAACACCCGCCUCGACGCCCACAACAUCUCCAUCAUCCUGCGCCACAGCGAAUCAAAGCUCAUCUUCGUUGACCACCUCUCCGUCUCUCUCACCCUCCAAGCACUCUCUCUCUUCCCGCCUCACCUCCCAAAACCGCUUCUCAUCCUCAUCACCGAUAAUGAGCACCGCUCAACACCAAUCCCAGCCGUUGAUAAUAAUUACUUCCUCGACACUUACGAGAAUCUAGUGAGGAAAGGGAAUCCGUCGUUCGAGUGGGUCCGGCCGGCUAGCGAGUGGGCCCCGAUGGUUUUAAACUACACCUCCGGAACGACGUCGUCUCCGAAAGGCGUCGUGCACAGCCACAGAGGCUUGUACAUCGUCACCUUGGUUUCCAUCAUAGACUGGUCUGUACCCAAACACUGCGUGUACCUGUGGACCCUACCGAUGUUCCACUCAAACGGGUGGGGGUACCCGUGGGCCAUGGCCGCAGUGGGUGGAACCAACAUUUGCCUCCGCAAGUUCGACGCUCCCAAAAUCUACAGCUCAAUCCGAGCCCAUAACGUCACUCACAUGUGCGCCGCGCCGGUCGUGCUCAACAUGCUCGUCAACCACCCGAUAUCCGACCAGCUCCCACACCCGGUUCACAUCCUCACCGGUGGAGCCCCGCCGCCGUCGAGCGUCCUGCUUCGGGCCGAGUCAAUCGGGUUCUUGGUUUGCCACGGGUACGGGUUGACGGAAACGGGUGGGGUGGUCGUGUCAUGUGCUUGGAAGCCGGAGUGGAAUAAAUACCCGAUGACGGAAAAAGCGAAGCUGAAAGCGAGACAAGGGGUGAGGACGAUUGGGAUGACUGAGGUGGACGUGGUGGAUCCGGAUUCGGGUUCUCCGGUGAAGCGAGACGGGUCGGAGAUUGGGGAGAUUGUGUUCAAAGGCGGGUGCGUGAUGCUGGGGUAUUUCAAAGACCCGGAGAGUACAGCAAAAUGUUUGAAGAAAAACGGGUGGUUUUAUACGGGUGACGUGGGCGUGAUGCAUCCCGAUGGCUAUUUGGAAAUUAAGGACAGAUCCAAGGACGUUAUUAUAACCGGGGGCGAGAAUCUGAGCAGUGUGGAGGUUGAGUCCGUGCUCUACGCGAAUCCGGCGGUGAACGAAGCGGCGGUGGUGGCGAAGCCUGACGAGUUCUGGGGGGAGACGCCGUGCGCGUUUGUGAGCUUGAAGAGUGACGUCAGCCCGAAGCCGACGGAGAAGGAGAUCAUGGAGUACUGCAGGGAAAAUCUGCCGCACUACAUGGUGCCCAAAACGGUGGUGUUUAAGGACGAGCUCCCGAAGACUUCGACUGGGAAGAUUCAGAAGUUUGUGCUCAGAGAGAUUGCCAAGGAGAUUCGGUCGUCGUCGUCGUUGAGGACGACAAGUCGUAUGUGA
This is a messenger RNA of Prunus armeniaca (apricot), 1686 nucleotides long. Lineage: Eukaryota; Viridiplantae; Streptophyta; Magnoliopsida; Rosales; Rosaceae. The record is from the annotation of a GenBank genome assembly.